UCCAGAUUCCCAAAUAUGGAGAAGGACUGGGUUUUGGAAGAGGAACAGAAUGCUCACCCUUGAAAGAGAGGGAGAAAAAGAGGGAGUAUGAGCCAGUCAAGUCGCCGGCUCCUGGUCACCAUAGCAACCGUGACGAGCCCGCAUCCCGCUCUGCUGCACUGACUUCUCCAACCCCAGCUGAGGUGCAGCAGUGAGGACAAGAAGCGAGAGGCAGACACCCAGGAUCUCAUUCCUUCCUGUUGCCUCGACCGUGAAUCCCUGGACCCUGGGAGAGAACCGCGGAGAAGGGAAAAGGGGGAGAAACAGAUGUACCUUGGAGCCUCCCGAUGCGAACCACCAGUGGGGGUUCAGCGGGAGGGUGGAAUGUGCAGCACUUAAGAUGCGUGCAGCCAUAGCAGCAGCCCCUGUAUACUGAGGACCAACUGACUCCGGAGAGCCGCAUUUAUUACGUAUGGAGGAGAUGCCCUUUGAAGCCCUAAUCGAUUAAUGUGACAGAAUCAGGUGGAUCAACAGCCAUCCCACUGCCCCCUUUGUUGGGGGGUGCUGAGAGUGGGGAAGCAUGGAGGACAGUAAGAACGAGACAAUGAAUCGCGCUCAUGUCCUCUUUGACCGGUUUGUGCAGGCCACCACCUGCAAGGGCACCCUCAAGGCCUUCCAAGAGCUCUGUGACCACCUAGAACUGAAGCCGAAGGACUACCGCUCCUUUUAUCACAAGCUCAAGUCCAAGCUUAACUACUGGAAAGCCAAAGCACUGUGGGCAAAGUUGGACAAGCGGGGUAGCCACAAAGACUACAAAAAGGGAAAAGCGUGCACUAACACCAAGUGUCUCAUCAUUGGAGCUGGCCCCUGUGGUCUCCGUACAGCCAUUGACUUAUCCUUAUUGGGAGCUAAGGUGGUUGUUAUUGAGAAACGAGAUGCCUUCUCCCGCAACAACGUCUUGCAUCUCUGGCCAUUCACCAUACAUGAUCUGCGAGGUCUGGGUGCCAAGAAGUUCUAUGGCAAGUUCUGUGCUGGAGCUAUUGACCAUAUCAGUAUCCGUCAGCUUCAGUUAAUACUUUUGAAAGUAGCCCUGAUCCUAGGCAUUGAGAUCCAUGUCAAUGUGGAAUUCCAAGGUCUUGUGCAGCCUCCUGAGGACCAAGAAAAUGAACGGAUAGGUUGGCGGGCACUGGUUCACCCCAAAACCCAUCCUGUGUCAGAAUAUGAAUUUGAAGUGAUCAUCGGAGGGGAUGGCCGAAGGAACACCUUGGAAGGAUUUCGCCGAAAAGAAUUUCGUGGCAAGCUGGCCAUUGCCAUUACAGCAAAUUUUAUUAACCGAAAUACAACAGCAGAAGCCAAAGUAGAAGAGAUCAGUGGUGUGGCUUUUAUAUUCAACCAAAAAUUUUUCCAGGAACUAAGGGAAGCCACAGGCAUUGACUUGGAGAAUAUUGUAUACUACAAAGAUGACACACACUAUUUUGUUAUGACAGCCAAAAAGCAGAGUUUGCUAGACAAAGGGGUGAUACUGCGUGACUAUGCUGACACAGAGCUCUUGCUUUCCCGGGAGAAUGUGGACCAAGAGGCUCUGCUGAGCUAUGCCAGGGAGGCGGCAGACUUCUCCACUCAGCAGCAGCUGCCGUCUCUGGAUUUUGCCAUCAAUCACUAUGGACAGCCUGAUGUGGCCAUGUUUGACUUCACUUGUAUGUACGCCUCCGAGAAUGCUGCCUUGGUGCGGGAGCAGAAUGGACACCAGUUAUUAGUGGCCCUGGUUGGGGACAGCCUCCUGGAGCCUUUUUGGCCAAUGGGAACAGGAAUAGCCCGAGGAUUUCUAGCUGCUAUGGACUCAGCCUGGAUGGUACGAAGUUGGUCUCUAGGAACAAGCCCCUUGGAGGUCCUGGCUGAGAGGGAAAGCAUUUAUAGGUUGCUGCCUCAGACCACCCCUGAGAAUGUGAGUAAAAACUUCAGCCAAUACAGCAUCGACCCUGUCACCAGAUACCCCAAUAUUAACGUCAACUUCCUCCGCCCAAGCCAGGUGCGCCAUUUAUACGAUACCGGGGAGACAAAAGAUAUUCAUCUGGAAAUGGAGAACCUGGUGAAUUCCCGAACUACCCCAAAGUUGACUCGCAAUGAGUCUGUAGCUCGUUCAAGCAAACUGCUGGGUUGGUGCCAAAGGCAGACAGAUGGCUAUGCAGGGGUACAUGUGACAGAUCUCACCAUGUCUUGGAAAAGUGGACUGGCCUUAUGUGCGAUCAUCCAUAGAUACCGCCCUGAUCUGAUAGAUUUUGAGUCUUUGGAUGAGCAAAAUGUGGAGAAGAAUAACCAGCUGGCCUUUGAUAUUGCCGAGAAGGAACUGGGCAUUUCUCCCAUCAUGACAGGCAAAGAAAUGGCCUCGGUGGGAGAGCCUGACAAGCUUUCUAUGGUGAUGUACCUGACUCAGUUCUAUGAGAUGUUCAAGGACUCACUCCCCUCCAGUGAUGCCCUGGACCUGAAUGCUGAGGAGAAAGCAGUUCUUAUAGCCAGCACCAAAUCCCCCAUCUCCUUCCUCAGCAAACUUGGACAGACCAUCUCUCGGAAGCGUUCUCCCAAGGAUAAAAAGGAAAAGGACUUGGAUGGUGCUGGAAAGAGGAGAAAGACUAGUCAGUCGGAAGAGGAGGACGCGCCCCGGGGUUACAGAGGAGGAAGGCCCACACUGGUGAGCACUCUGACAGACAGGCGGAUGGAUGUGGCCCUUGGCAAUCAGAACAAAGUGAAGUACAUGGCAACCCAGCUGCUGGCCAAAUUUGAAGAGAAUGCACCCCCACAGUCCACUGGCAUGAGGAGACAGCCGACACAAGAGCGUGGGGUCAGCCAGCCGUCCUGCUGCCUACCUGAGCAGGGUCGCCCUGCUCCCACUCCCCAGUGGAAACAGCGACGGGAAAAGGAGCGUUCUCGGACCUGCCCCAAAAAAGUGAUCACACUCUCCCCUCCCCCUACUUCACCUCCCUGUGGGGCGUCUGGCAGCCAGCAGACGUACAGGGAUCUUGAUGCUGACAGCCGUGGCAAGCAGAGUUCCCACCAUGAGAGGCCAGAGCCUGAACCUUCUCGUCGUUUUUUUGUUGACCAGUGGGAGCUUUCUCUUAGUCUCCGCUCCUCCAACCGCCCCGCCUCUCCCUCCUCUGACUCCCUCCGACAGAAGUAUAUAAAGAUGUACACGGGCGGAGUGAGCUCAUUGGCUGAGCAGAUAGCCAAUCAGCUUCAAAGGAAAGAACAGCCCAAAACCCUUCUAGACAAGAAGGAACUGGGCUCAAUAAAAAAGGAGUUCCCACAGAACUUGGGAGGCAGCGACACAUGCUAUUUCUGCCGGAAGCGGGUCUACGUGAUGGAAAGGCUGAGUGCUGAGGGCAAGUUCUUCCAUCGGAGCUGCUUCAAAUGCGAGUACUGCGCCACCACCCUGCGCCUGUCGGCCUACGCCUAUGACAUAGAGGACGGUAAAUUCUACUGCAAACCACACUACUGUUACCGACUCUCCGGCUCUGCACAGAGGAAGAGACCGGCAGUGGCUCCUCUCUCUGGAAAGGAAGCCAGAGAAGCCCUGCAGGAUGGCCCCCCUGUGGACACAAACGGACGGGCCAGCGCCGUCGCCAGCCCUGCUGAGAGAACUCCAGGAUCAAGUGUGAAUGGUCUGGAAGAGCCCAGCAUCGCCAAGAGACUCAGGGGCACUCCUGAACGGAUCGAGCUGGAGAACUACCGCCUGUCUGUGAAGCAGGCCGAGGAGCUGGAGGAGGUGCCCGAGGAGACGCAGGCCGAGCACAACCUGAGCAGUGUGCUGGACAAAGGCGCGGAGGAGGACGUGGCCAGCAGCAGUUCUGAGUCUGAGAUGGAGGAAGAGGAGGAAGAGGAGGAAGAGGAGCCCCCUCUGCCCACCUCAGACCUGGGCGGUGUUCCUUGGAAGGAGGCUGUGAGGAUCCAUGCUCUUCUGAAAGGCAAGAGCGAAGAGCAACUAGAGGCCUCAAAGAGCUACGGGCCUAGGAAUGAAGAAGAAGAGGAGGAGGAGUAUGAAGAGGAGGAGGAGGACGAAGAGGAGGAGUAUGAGGAGGAAGAGGAAGAGUCUAGUGAAGUCGGGAGCCAGAGGCUACAGCAGAUCAUAAACCCGGCAGACCCCCUGGAGAUCCAGGCUGAUGUGCACUGGACGCAUAUUCGAGAGAAAGAGGAGGAGGAGCGAAUGGUACCAACCUCUGAGUCCUCCACUUCUAGAGUGCCUGACCUUCCCUCCAUACGCCGUGCAGCCGUGCAGGCCUGGCUGGAGACAGUCUCCGGAGUCCCAUUUGAUGAGAAUGACCUGGAGGAAGAUGUGGACUCAGAGCCGGCAGAGAUAGAAGGGGAGGCAGCGGAGAAUGGGGACACAGGGGACACUGGUGCUGAGCUGGAUGAUGAUCAGCGCUGGUCUGAUGAUAUCCCAUCGGAUGCUGAAACAGAGCUCCGCGUGCAGCGCCAGGCAGCAGUGGAGGCAGAGCUGGAGCUGAGGGUAUCUGAAAAUGAGGAGGAGCAACCCGUCACCUCACCAGGGCCCCGGGAGAGAAGUCCUGCCCAAGUCCCCAGCCCUGCCCCACCCCCUGAGGAGCGAGCUGGUCUACUCUCCCCAGGCCAUAGCCCUGUGGCAGAGGGGGCCCAAAUCCCACCUGUCUCUGUUGCUACCAAGGUGAAAUUGCCCGAAGAGAGCCUUUCCCCUGAACCUUUGCUCCCCAAAGUGAAGCCCAAAGAGGAAGUGCCCACUGACCAGAGAGCUGGGCGCUCUCCUAUCCGAUUUCAGCCGGUGGCUCUGCCGGAAGCCAGGACACCUACCUCCCCAGUUAGUUCACAGCACCUGUCACCAUUGGCCACCUCCACCCCCACCAGCACCCAGCUCCCCAUUUGUUCCCAGCCUCAGCCUUCCUCUGAGGCCACUGUCCCGUCCCCCACCAAGUCCCCCAUACGCUUCCAGCCUGUUCCAGCCAAAACGUCCAUCCCCAUGGUUCCCCUCCCCUUGAAGAACCAAGGGGACACCAAGGAUAGACUGGGCAGCCCUCUGGCUGUGGAUGAGGCCCUGAAACGGGAUGACCUGGUGGCAGAGUUCUGGAUGAAGAGCGCCGAGAUCCGCCGCAGCCUCGGGCUCACACCUGUAGAUCGGAGCAAGGUGUCCGAGACCAGCUUCCCCUCACCUGCCUUUAAACCAGCGUCCCUAAAAUCCUAUUCAGUUGAGAAGUCUCCUCAGGGUGAGGGGCUCCAGCUUCUAAAACCUCCACCUGUUCCUAAGAGGCUAGGCCUGCCAAAGUCGGAUGGCGACCAACCCUCCCUGCCGACCCCCAAGUCCCCAUCAGACCGAGAGUUGAAAAGCUCCCAUGAGGAGAGAAGAGAUCUAUCAAGCAGCUCUGGGCUGGGCCUUCAUGGGAGCUCCUCCAACAUGAAAACUUGGGGCAGCCAGAGCUUCAACACCUCGGACUCCACCAUGCUCACUCCACCUUCAAGCCCACCCCCACCCCCACCCCAGGACGAGGAGCCCGCAACUCUUCGAAGGAAGCCAUAUCAGACUUAUGAGCAUAAGGAGACCGAGCCCAAAGCCUCGGUGAUCCCACCCCCCCCGCCUGCCUCCUUUAUGCGGGCCCCCAGAGAGCCUGCCCAGCCCCCUCGAGAAGAGGUGCGGAAGUCGUUUGUGGAGAGUGUGGAUGAGAUCCCCUUUGCCGAUGAUGUGGAGGAUACCUAUGAUGACAAGACGGAGGACUCAAGUCUACAAGAGAAGUUCUUCACCCCCCCCUCCUACUGGCCCCGCACGGAGAGGCCCCUCCACCCACCCCUAGCCAAGGAGAAUGGUAGGUUGCCUACUCUGGAGAGUGGGGUCCAACCACAGAAGAGGGGCCUGCCCGUAGUCUCUCCAGAAGCCAAGGAGCUGGCUGAGGAGCGCAUGCGAGCCAGGGAGAAGUCUGUGAAGAGCCAGGCGUUGAGAGACGCUAUGGCCAAGCAGCUGAGUAGGAUGAAGGAGAUGGAGAUGGCAGCUGGGACCUCCAGGCCCCCAGGAGGCACCUCCCGCAAAGCCUCCUCAGUUCCCUCCAAGGGCAAAGACCUCGGCCCCGAAUCCCCUAAACGCCCAGUUCUCAAAGGCCCCGGGGAGCCCACCCUGAAGCAUGAAGCCACUAGUGAGGAGGUCCUCUCCCCUCCAUCGGACUCAGGGGGCCCUGAUGGUUCAGUCACCUCAUCCGAGGGCUCCAGUGGGAAGAGCAAGAAGAGAUCGUCACUCUUCUCCCCCCGCAGAAACAAGAAAGAGAAGAAGUCCAAAGGUGAGGGCCGGCCCGCAGAGAAGCCCAGCCCAAACCUCCUGGAGGAAGCUGCUGCCAAGCCCAGGUCCUUGUGGAAGUCAGUCUUUUCUGGGUACAAGAAGGACAAGAAGAAGAAGGGCGAUGACAAGUCCUGUUCCAGCACCCCUUCCAGCAGUGCCACUGUGGACUUGGGCAAGCACAGGAUGUCUCCCGUUGUGCGAGCAGAGCUGCAGCUGCGGCGCCAGUUGAGCUUCUCGGAGGACUCGGACCUCUCCAGUGACGACAUCCUUGACAGGUCCUCCCAGAAGUCCAGGCGAGAGUCGAUUUAUGUACCACACGCCUUGGCGUUCAGGAGAGCACACGCAUCAAAGCCAAGAACUUACACGGAAGAGGAACUGAACGCGAAGCUGACCCGGCGUGUGCAGAAGGCAGCUCGGAGACAGGCCAAGCAAGAGGAACUGAAGCGGCUACACCGAGCCCAGAUUAUCCAGCGGCAGCUGGAGCAGGUGGAGGAGAAGCAGAGGCAGCUGGAGGAAAGAGGGGUUGCCGUGGAGAAGGCGCUCCGUGGUGAAGCAGACUAUUGGGGAGAGUCUUAUUACAGUGACCUCAUCGACUUGCAUCUGGGUGGCAUGGGCAAGAAAGAUGACCCCAAGCUGAUGCAGGAGUGGUUCAAGUUGGUUCAAGAGAAAAAUGCCAUGGUGCGCUACGAGUCGGAGCUGAUGAUUUUUGCCCGGGAGCUGGAACUGGAAGACCGGCAGAGCCGACUACAGCAGGAACUUCGGGAGCGGAUGGCGGUGGAAGAUCACCUGAAAACUGAAGAGGAGUUGUCAGAGGAGAAGAAGAUCUUGAAUGAGAUGCUGGACGUGGUGGAGCAGAGAGACGCCCUUGUGGCCCUGCUCGAGGAGCAGCGACUCCGGGAAAAAGAAGAGGACAAGGACCUGGAGGCCGUCAUGCUGUCCAAGGGCUUCAGCCUGAACUGGUCCUGAGCUCUACCCGUGCUCUGGCUGGCUGGUCUGUGGCAUCCGCCUGACCCAGGCUGGGUUCUCCCAAACCACCCGGAUGAAAGAUCUCAGAAGGCCUGGCACCUCCUGGGAGUUUACACGCAAAUGUCUAUGUGCCUCUUGAAAAGUGGGUCAAGUGUCUGUGCUCUGGGGUAACCCCAGGUGAAGACAAUUAUCUGAGGUGGCUCAGCCUCCUUGGAAGAGGCCCACCCUGACUUCCUGCUCCAGAGAGAGAGGGAUACGGAGCAUUUGACAUGUGAUGUGGGAAAAAAGAAAACCCGCUCGCUCCCUGAGGACACACAGUGGCUGGUGCUCCUCCUUCCACAAGAGGAGACAAGAGAAGGAAGCUGCUCCCUCUCCAUCAAACCACAGCCACCAGUGUGCACCUCCACGGAGUGGAAGGGGCAGCGAUCUUCUUCAUGCUUCCUGAAGCACCACCAAAGAAACGAAGAGGACACCGCAGGGGGGCAUGAUGUGAAUCAAGCCCUGGGAGGGGGGGCAGUGGCCAGCAGGUCAGCGCCUACCCAGCAUCGCAGGGGAAGCUGGAGAUGGGCUGGCUCCCAAAUUCAUGAUGCAAGUAAGGAGGACCCAGGAGGGGUCUGCUCCCCGGCCCCCUGCACCACACACUGGACCCUCGUGGCCAAGUGCCCCAUGCCUCUCUCUGGCUGUGGCCUGAGGCCUAUGGAUUGCUGCAUUCUGCUUUGACUUCACAACAAUUUUGACACUGGAAAAUACUGACUCUGGGGGACAGGAGGAGGCCUACAUUUCUAGCCCCCAGUUGACAGACAGGCGUUGUUACCGUCUGGCGCUUCACGUCGGGUGGGAGAUUAUCUUUUUCCCUGACGUUUUUCCUGUGUUUGCACAUUGAGAUGAAGCUGUCAGCCUAGCAAGACGCUCAGCCGCUUCGGACCCUUUUUGUCAAUUAACUUAUUUUUUAAUACUUGAAAAGAAGUAACUUCAUUUUUAUACCUUUACUAGAGACACUGAUCGCUUGGCACCUGGUGUAGGAGUGAUGGGGGUGUCUGCCGCAUCCUCCUACACGGUCCUGUCCUGAACUGACUGAACCCUGUUCUAGCCAUCUAUUUAUUAGCCUUCUACAGAGUGUUGCUGAUGCAGUUGGCAUCAGGGAGCAAUUGAGACCCCUGCAUGGGUUCUUGGUCCUGGCUCUCCUGUCCCCUCCUGUACUUUGAGUCCGGCCCCUCCUCCUCCACCUGGCCCGCCCUCACUGUGGUACCAAACUUUGUGUCUGCACCAUUCAUUUGUCAAGGGUACAUUUCAGCACUGUUUGCAGCCAGGCCAAAGGGCACAGAUGCCACUCGCCUCUCCCUGUUGAACCCUGGCUCUGCAGAACCCGUUUUUUUCCUCCAUUUUGGUGCCAGGGUUUCACCUCCCCACAGCACGUUUAUUAUUAAAGGUAAGCCCUUUUCCAGGCUGGCACUGUAUGGACCUUGUAAUCCAUCUGGCUGAUGAGAAUUCCCUCGGCCCAGCCUCAGAUCCAACCAGAUAGAGAUGCAAGUAUUGGAAUUUAGGUUGGUCUCUCACAGUUAACUCCAUCCUGAACCUCCUCUGCACCCCAAUCUUCAUGGGAAGGCAAGGGGUAAUGAGCACCAUGUAACUGGCUCCUUGAGCCGAACUGCUCAUUUCUCAUAGUUUAACUGGCAAUGUACAGCUCACAGAACCACGGUCUGAGAAAAUUUGGUGGGGCAUCCACAGAGUUGACAAAAAGAGGGAGGCUGCCUGUCCGUGCUGGGCCAAUCCGGAAGGGUCCUCCGGCAGACUUCUGGUGGAGAGGGGCCAGUGUAGGGCGAAGAGAGGCCUGGCAGCUCUUCAGGGCAGCCUAGGUCAGGUGUCUGUGCUGACCUUGGGAUUUCCAUGGGGAGCCCCACCAUGCCUCAACUUGAACCUUCAUUCCUAGUACAAAGGAACAGAGAACCUGUCUUACUCUUCACCCUGUCCGAAAGCUGCCAUCUCUCCCCUGUGGAAAUGCAGGGGGUGUGCUGCUAGCCGCCGUCGCAGCUCUGACUCCUUCACUUCUGUUUUCUGACGAGGCAGAGUGUCCUUGUUUCUUCUCUUUCUUAAAAAGGCAAGAGGAGGGUGUUCUGGAUUCUCUCUUUAAACCUCAACCUUCCAGUAAAAUUGGACUUGAGACAGGACCUUCCUUGCCUGUGUGGCCUUGUCCCUAACCCUCUUCGCCUCUCGAAUGCCGCCGUAACUAGCCACCUCCAUCCCUCGUCGCUCCCGUGGACCCCAGAACAAGGCAGCGCUGGCACCGUGGCGGGUCCGGGACGCGACCAAAGCAAUAGGCUGUAAGGAGCCCUAACAUAGCUGGAGCACCACACGGGACCGUGUGCCCUUGCUGCUGGCUGGGCAACACCCGGUCGUCCUUCAGAAGCACACACUGUGGCCUGUGGUUACUAGAAAGGGGACUGAAGACUUUGCAGAGAAGCUUCCAGAAUCUGCAAGCCUCCAACAUGUGCCCCAGUUCUCCACUCCCGACGGUGUUAGACUUCGACUCUAGUAGGGCACCUUUCUUUUAAAGCUCCCAUUUUAUAACCACUAGUUUGCAAUUUAUUUUAAUACCCUGGUGACAUGCUGCAUGAAAUGUUUUCCAACUCUGGAAAUUCAUGCAGCUCCAGGCAACUGUUCUUCCCGAGAUUUAAGUCCCCUUGAAAGCAGGGGACACGGGAAA
Ailuropoda melanoleuca (giant panda) is the source of this 9935-nucleotide messenger RNA. RefSeq names its product microtubule associated monooxygenase, calponin and LIM domain containing 3 (gene MICAL3). Bases 560 to 7231 code for a protein of 2223 amino acids. The transcript has 41 exons. Gene Ontology annotation, molecular function: protein binding; FAD binding. The record is from RefSeq and is a predicted model, not a curated record. NCBI's taxonomy places the organism in Eukaryota, Metazoa, Chordata, Mammalia, Carnivora, Ursidae.